Molecule: messenger RNA, 1497 nt
Organism: Balaenoptera ricei (Rice's whale)
Lineage: Eukaryota; Metazoa; Chordata; Mammalia; Artiodactyla; Balaenopteridae
Gene: DIPK1C
Product: divergent protein kinase domain 1C
Exons: 4
Coding region: 1-1233 (410 amino acids)
Source: RefSeq, a predicted model, not a curated record
AUGGCGCGGGCGCGGGCGCGGGCGGCGGGCUCGCGGGGCCGGCCCGGGCGGUGCGGGCGGGGCGCGCUGCUGGUCUGCGUCGCGUGGACCGCGGGUUGGGUGCUGGCGGCCGCGCUGCUGCUCCGCGCGCACCCGGGCGUCCUCUCCGAGCGCUGCACCGACGAGAAGAGCCGGCGCAUCCUGACCGCGCUGUGCCAGGACUACCGGGGCGGCGCACUCGGGGGAGACCUGUGCGAGGACCUGUGCGUGGCGGGACAGCUACGGUACCGGCGCUGCCUGUACUACGAGCGGGGCAAGAAGGUGCUGCAGGCUGACUGGCGCGGCCGGCCCGUGGUCCUCAAGUCCAAGGAGGAAGCCUUCUCCAGCUUCCCGCCGCUCGGCCUCCUGGACGGCCAGCCCGAGGCCGGCGGCCCCGGCUUCCCGGAGGCAGAGCUCCUCCUGCUGGCGGCCGGGGAGGUCAAGAGCGCGCUGGGCCUGGAGCUGGCCGAGGGCGGCCUGGGGCGGCUGGGCCUGGGGCGGCGGGGGCCCCGGCUGCGGGGUCAGCUGGCCAGCCUGUGGGCGCUGCUGCAGCAGGAGGAGUUCGUCCUGCUCAGCCUGCUGCGGGGCCGCAGCCCGCACGCGCCGCCCGUGCUGGGCUCCUGCGGCCACUUCUACGCCGUGGAGCACCUGGCCGCGGGCAGCCCCCGCCUCCGGGCCCUCUUCCCCCUGGACGGCGCGGCCCGCGGAGGCCGGGCCCAGGCGCGCGCGCUCAGCGGCGUGGCGCUCAGCUUCCUGGACAUGGUCCGCCACUUCGAGCACGACUUCUCGCACCGCCUGCACCUCUGCGACGUCAAGCCCGAGAACUUUGCCAUCAGGAGCGACUUCACGGUGGUGGCUAUUGACGUGGACAUGGCCUUUUUUGAGCCUAAAAUGAGGGAGAUUCUUGAGCAGAACUGCACGGGAGAUGAAGACUGCAACUUCUUUGACUGUUUUUCAAAGUGUGAUUUGCGAGUGCACAGGUGUGGAGCCCAGAGAACCAACAGCAACCUGCAGGUCGUCUGCGACAAGAUCCUCCGCCACUGGUUCUCCUCGCCGCGCCGCAGCCCCGCCGUGUCGGCCCCGCUGCGGCGGCAGCUGCGGGCGGCGGUGCUCGAGUGCGCGGCCCCGGGGGCCCAGGACGCGGCGCCCCGCGUGCUCGCGAAGCUGCGGCGCCUCCUCCAGGCCGCGCUGCGGGAGCUGCAGGAGGACAAGUAGCCGCGGCCCCCGCGCGGUGAAGGGAGCGCGUCCGCGGCGCGGACAAGGGCCUCGGGGACACUUACUGUGUGCGGAGGGGGCCGCCCGGCGCUGUUCGUCCCUCGGCCGCCUCCUCCUUCUGCUCUGCUUUGAGGACCCCCUCCGGGCCUCGCCCGUCACCCCUUCGAAGUGACACGAGGAAAGGGGUCCCUGCGCCGCGUUCUCGGAAGGACGCUCCGCUGUGCUGGAGCAAGAGCCCCGCCGCGUCCCUGCAGACGUCAUCAC